GUUAGUCAUCUUCACUCCAUGAGUCAUCCAUCCGAAAAUUCCUGCACUAGUAAUCACUGAAAAUCACGACUACAGGGGUCGUCAUUGGGAAAAACACCCCGGGUUUUAUGAAUAUACUCGAUGAUAUUUGUUUUCUCUGGUGGAGGUUUCGGUUUUGAAUGCACACAGGACGCCACCCAGCGGUUGUACCUGUCAACACGGAGAAUUUCACUUUCGGACGGCUCUCCACGGGCUUUUCCGUGCCUAGCCGAAAGUUCAUUGACAAUAGCCACCUGAAAACAGCUGAUUGUUUGACGUUGGUUUUUGUCCUCCGGGGGAAAAUAGAGAUAAACGAAUUAACGGGUUGACGAUAUCAUGUUAAUACUUUAUCACGUCGACUGAUGAUAACGCGUUGCAAGGAAGACACGUAAAUUAUCGGGAAAUCGUGAUUGGUUUAUGUAAAGGAAACCGGUUUAUUGUUUUUUUUCGUUGUUUUUGUUUCUUUUGAUCGGUUUGUUGAGGCUUAUCAUGGCAAGCUCAGUUACGAACAAUGGGUAUAAUUUUAAGGUUGUUCUUUUGGGCGAGGGGUGUGUGGGGAAGACCUCGGCCGUGCUGAGGUAUGUUGAGGACAAGUUCAAUGACGAGCAUUUGACGACGUUGCAGGCAUCGUUUCUCACGAAGAAGUUGAAUAUCGAUGGGAAGAGAGUGAAUCUGGCGAUAUGGGACACAGCCGGCCAGGAGAAAUUCCACGCUUUAGGACCAAUUUACUACAGAAUGUCGAACGGGGCUAUUUUAGUUUACGAUAUUACGGAUGAGAAUAGUUUUCAAAUGGUAAAGAAUUGGGUAAAAGAGCUGAAGAAGAUGCUUGGCAGUGAUAUAUGUUUAGUCAUAGCAGGGAACAAAGUUGAUCUUGAGAAAGACCGAAGUGUCUCGUUUGAGGAAGCGGAUAGGUAUGCGAAACAAGUGGGCGCAGCUCACUUUCACACGUCAGCCAAGCAGAACCGAAAUAUCGAGGAAAUGUUCUUAGACCUGACGAGACGAAUGAUUGCUCAUGCAGACGAGACUGAGCAACUGAAGACUAAUCUCAACAGGACUAGCAGCACGCGGAGAAAUGUUGUUGUCGUGGAGGACGAGGCUGAGCAGACACAAACGACAAAAUCAUCGUGCUGCGGUGGUUCACAUACCUCAUGAAUUAUCAUUUUCUCUUUUGGAAUUGAAUUUAUAUUGAACAGGAGACAAACGAUGUAUAUAUUUAGUCACUUUUCUAUUUAUCGCGGGACUGUGUGAAAUUUAUCUCGAAUCUUUUUUCUUUUCUCUUGAUUUGACUAGAGGAGUUGUGAAACGAGAUCAAUUAUCUUGACUUGAAAAUCAGCAUUUGAUAAAUAUUUCCGAAUUUGAGGGAGGUGAGGAAACUUUUCUAGGGAAAUACGUUCUUUUUAUUGGUAGAGCAAAACAACGGCUACAAAAAUAUAUUUAUGAAAAUUAUACUAUUUCCCCCUAAUUUUGGGAUCUUUUAACAUUGACACACGAUUUUCAUGACAUGAUGACCAGUUACACGCAAUAGAGUCCCUUCAUUUUAUGACAUUUUUGAUGUUUUGCAUUAAAACCUAGACUGAAGAAAUGAUAACCUUUACAUUCUAAUUGCAUGAGACACAUAUUGAAUUCUAUUAAAUUGUUAUGUAUCAUUCCAAUUGUACAUUGUGUAAUCUGAAUUCCACAUUGUAUAAUUUAAAUUUAUUAUGUUCAAUUCGACAAGUAUAAUUCGAGCAUAUAGAAUCUAAGAAAAACAAAAACCCACGAUUCUGAGCUCGAGUUUUAUGCAUUUAUUGCUGCUGAAUGGAAGAAUUGAAAUUGUUCUAUUUUUAGAUUUCCUGAAUUUGCUUGGGAAUGAUGUGAAAAAUUCUGAAACGUAAAAAUACGAAGUUUGACGAUCAUCUCUCUAUGUGCGUCUGUCCAUUUUUAGACAAUCGUGGAAUGAAAGAAUUAAAAUAAUUUUAAAAAACUCAAAUUUUAUGAGAUUAUAGUUAUUAAUGAGGAUAAACUCUGUGUUCAAUCUCAGCCCAAUUGAUCAAACCGUUUUGGAGAAAUCGCCAUUUGUUUCUGAAUAAUUUUUCGUAAUAAUCUUGAAACCUAUUCAACCGAUUAAAUUUUAUUUCAAAAUAUUGGUUUUGAUGUCUUCUAUCUCGAUCAAUCAAAAUAUGCAUGUCCGUUCGUAUGAAGUUUCUGAGGUAUUUCCAUUUUUCGGUUCGUCACUCAAGAGUCUUGUUCGCAGUGCAACUUUCCAAAAAAUAAAUCUAUUAACUUGAAAGUUGACAUAAUGUUUCCUUUUUGCACCCUAAUAUUCUGUGUUAAAGGUGGGCUGAAUCAGAUGAUUUGUUUAGGAGAUAUUAAAUUACAGAUUCAGACUACAGAAUGUGCAACGGUGAUGGUACAUUACCAUUUAGUACAAUUCACUAUGACUUUUGAUCAAUUAGAAAAACAUCGCAAUUAUUUCAACCAUUUCCAUUCAUCUUAAAAAAUCGUCUUAUCCGCGGCCAUCAACGCUUGUCUCAGCAAUCUUAAUCAAAUAGCAAAAAAAAGGAAAGAGCAGACGAACCAAUUUUCUCACAAUUGCCAACGUUUAGGACACCCAAAGUCCUUCAUCAGGUCAUUUAUUUAUUCUACAUAAAAACAAAAAAAAUAUUUCCAUAAAUUUCCAUUCAUUUCCUUUUCAAAGAAGAUUAGGUUCAUUUAAAAGGGCAUUAUUUCAAUUUCUGUAGACAAAGUCUUAAUGCAAAACAAUACAUGUCAAAAAAUGAAAAGGUUCCCUAGAGUGUAAUAUGUAUUUCUGUAACGAAAAUGCUACGUUGGUGUUGGAGAAUGGCCUAAUUCCCGACAUACAGUAAAAACCAAAGUCAGAGUAAAAGUGACUUAUCUCGUUUCAUUACGCAACUAAUGAUUUUGCAAAAGGGUCACCGUGGGUUAUCGAAUUUUGAUAUUUGCGAUGAUUGAAAUUACCGAGAUCAUGUGAAUUGUUUUUGUAAUGUAGGUUUGAGAAUAAUUCUCAUGCAGACUGCCAAAGAAAAAUAUAUAUUGAUGAAUCCUUUGAGUUGAAUGGCCUGGAACCGGCUAUUCACGGAGAUAACUGAUCAUUGAAUUAAUUAUAUGUUUGGGUGAUAAAUCGUUUCAGCUAAUGCAACUAAUUGAUGAGGAAUAUUGAGGAUCCUUGGAAUAACGAUCAAACAGUGUUAAGGGAAUUAUCAGUGAUGUAUCGUUUAAUUCUGUGUAUGAGACAGAGUCCUAUUGAUAAUUACAAUGUGCAAUAAAUAAGUCGUAAUUCAA
Diachasma alloeum is the source of this 3300-nucleotide messenger RNA. It is a transcript of the gene Rab21, whose product is annotated as ras-related protein Rab-21. The coding region runs from base 508 to 1170 and encodes 220 amino acids. NCBI's taxonomy places the organism in Eukaryota, Metazoa, Arthropoda, Insecta, Hymenoptera, Braconidae. Gene Ontology annotation, biological process: Rab protein signal transduction. The transcript is spliced from 4 exons. Gene Ontology annotation, molecular function: GTP binding; GTPase activity. The record is from RefSeq and is a predicted model, not a curated record.